UUAGGAGUGGACAGAUUCCUAGAGGGAAGAGCUCCACUGGGAUCGAUACAUCCUUCAAAUCUCAAAUUAAAAAAGCUUCAAUUUUCUUUUGAGGAAGGGAUGAAUAGAAAUAAAUCAAACAUCAAAGGAGGCAAAUAUAAAAAACAGGGUGCUCAUCAAUUAAAGCGGAUCUUGUCAGCGAAACGAAACAUUUUACAAGAAAGGAAAAAGCGUCUUAACGAUGAUAAAUGCCACAUUAGACGAAUCACAAACAAUACCACCUUGCACUCAGGUAUGGAUGCUGGGAAAUUCAAAUCACAUGGAAAAUCAAAGAGCAUUUCAGCUUGUGCGAGGCUGUGUUGUCGAGACCAACUGUGUGAUAUCGCCGUUAUAAUGACUGGUCGCUGUUACACUGUGCAAUGUUAUAGCAUGACGGACUGCCAAUCAAAACCUUUAGAGAGCAAAGCUACUAAUAUUGUGAUAGCAUACGUUUACAAUCCCAGGAAAGCGUUCAGCAAUGAGAGCAGACGUAGGAAGCGAAAAGAAAUUAGCAAGAAAACCGUCGUGUCCAAUCCUAAUGAAGGUAAUGAUUAAUAAAUAAUACAUCAUAUGACAAAACAGACAAUUUAUAACUAACCUUAAGUGUCAAUUACACUCUUCAUAUCUUCUCGUUCCUAUAACCCACGCGUUACAAGGGUAAGGAGACCACCCUACCCCUCAUCGGACAAUGACACGGAAACAGUGAACUCAGAUAGUUCACUAAGUCUUAGCUAUUUGUAAAAAGACCGCGUUAUCAACUUAAGUUCGAGAGUAUGGUGGUCUCCUUCACUGCCCUCCAUUGGAUGACGGAGAUUAAUUCAGCGCCUGUGUGGAAACAUUUUUAAAAAAAUUCCAUUUUUUCCGAUGUAUGAUAGUCAUAUCGGCCCACUGUCAUUAUCCAAGAAAAGCUAAAAUAAUUAUACAAAACCACAAUUUCAUUUUUCCCACAUCUUUUGAGGGAUAUAAGCGUGCCCACUCUCUUUGGUUUUGAAAUGAAAUGCAGAGCGCUUCUCCUUUAAGCAAUACUCAACCUAUUUGUAGUUGAAAACGAGCAGAGAAUUUAUACACCCAGGUUCGAAUUCUCAUUUCAGGUAACAUAGGCGAUAUUCUUGGAAAGAUUAGGUUCCUGAACGGUCCAUCUACUGUAACAUCAGACAUGCACUUCAGUUUUCUCCAACAGUGCGCUCUCUAUGUUGAACCAGAAAAUGUAACAAAACCUGUUCAUGGCUGGGUUACUCCACGAUAUUCCCCCGUUAAAUAUCUUUACCAGGCUCCCAGGAGUACACCUCCGCCUCUUGGUAUGAGAUCUGCCGUGCCUCUUGGAGGAAUGGGGACAGGUGAAGUAGUUGAAAAAAGGGAAAUAUGUUGAUCUAUUAAGAUCUAACGCUAUCAAGACACUUGGAGUGUGUUUGGUGCUAUCGUCUCCUAGAAGUGAUAAGUGGGUCGUAACGUCCAUUAUCCAGCGGUGAUAAGAAUAGAAAAAGCCUUUCAGCGAGAAGUUGAUAUCUUGAUGUAACAAAACAUAUUUUUAAAAAAAAACAUAGCAACUGGAAGGAAGAAUAGCUUUUGUAACUUGGCUUGACCAUAUUAAAAAACUCUAAGAGGUAGAAUGGCGCUGCAUUGCUUAUGACUUCAGCUUCUUCUUUGUUUCGAAGGAUCGUUAGAGCUUAGAGCCGACGGAUCAUUUCAUGAAUGGACCCUUGAGAACCAGUCACCAGGUGGAUCGGCCAAACUUGGCCCAGGCGCAUUGGAUAAAACAGUGCUUGGUGUAAGAGUGAGUUCCUCUUUGGGAACAAAAGCCGCCCUCUUGAGAACACACCCUCCUCCUGGGUACCCUGGUGUGAAGGGCUUGUCAUACUCAGGAUCUUUUCCAGUGUCAAGACUUAGUGUUAAGGAUGAAAGAUUUUUUGGAGUUGAAAUAGACUUGUUUGCAUACGGCACUCUCCGAGCGAGGAAAACAGAACUAUCAUUUGUUCCUGGAGUAGUUUUUACACUAAGUGUUAAAAAUCCAACUGAUAAGGAAGUGGAUGUGUCUUUCCUGUUGAAUAUUCCUCUUGGUGAGCAACCAGGUGCGAUCAAGAACUGAAAUUGUGUAGAAAUAUUAACGUAACUUUCAUAACUGAUUCAAGACCCGGAGUGGUGAGAUAGUUAAGAAUAAUUUUUAUAGCCUAAUGAAGAAAACUUAAUUUGCAUGUUUUUCUUCCUUACUUCUCUAAUUCCAGUAGGUAUCUGUCCUCGUUCGUCUUUGGAAAAACUACUAAUAUAUCCACUAAUUCUAUUUGUUCUUUUAUCUAUUUUAAUCAUUAUUGCACAAAGGUAUAUGCGUUAUGAUUCAAUUACAGCAAAUAAGAAGUUAUUCCGAUUGAACAAAUCUAUAAGUAUCGUCACUAGUUCCCCUGAACGUCUUGAGCGUCAACUACACCUUGUGGUGGAAGUUAACUGAUAAUCUUUUUUCAAAGUUACCUUUCGAAGUCAGUAAGUAUUUUUUUUUGUUUUUGCCUUUUGUUUAGACACGUCAAGAAGAGGCGACAACAUUGAGACCAAAGUUGAUGUAGUGUCUUCAGCUCAGUGUGCAGCCAUGUGUAACGAGGAUGAUCGUUGCAUGGCCUGGAGCUAUGAAAAGGACAGGUGUUCGUUAAAAGAUGCAAUGCCACUUCACGCGUUUAAGGCGGGUGUCACUUCCGGUCAGUUGCUAGAAAUUGGGGUUUCUGCGUAAGCGCUGCAGCUGUCGAUGAGACUGGGGCGCGAAAAUCUUCUCCAAUGUUUUCUCUCUUAGCAGGCACUCAAAAAUAAUUUUAUUUAAUUUUUUUGAAAAGAAUACGACUGAAUUAAUAAUUGAGAGGGCAAACGAGAACGUACUUUACACCAUAUCUUCUCUAAUGUGACUCAGAGCGUAACGCAGGGCGCUUUGUGUCGCGUUUGGGGAGAGUAAAUUUUAGAAUUUUUGUUUAUUUAAAACAUCUUCUUUUAAAAAUACCGUCUAGGCGUUAAGGGACAGUGGAGAUUAAAGGAAGAAAUGCUAACUUGUGAAAGGCCCAACAAGUUCCCAAACAGUGGAAGCACUACGCUUCUGUCAAGCAAUACAAACAAACCAACAUUUGGCGUCACGGAUGACUUCCGGUCCGUUUGGGAAGCGUUUGAAUCGAGCGGAAAACUAAGAAAGAGGAUAGACUCUUCCGGCUUUCAUGGCACGAUAGCUGUUGGAGCAAGACUUCCUUCUGGUAUAAGUGAAACACUGACGUUCAUUUUAGCCUGGUAUUAUCCUUAUCGAGACCACUCAGGAAAAAGCGUUGGGCAGUAUUACAGGUAAUGUAUUGAAGCAAAGUACCGGACAGUCUAAAAUGCCAUUUGUUUUGGUUUGUCAUGAACUACUAAACAUAUAGUUCGAGUUAUCGAAAAUUAAUUGUUUAGAAAAUGACCUGCGGGGAAAUUUACAUUGCUUCGAUCUGGUGUGUGGUUUGAAUUAUCUAAAAUUCGAGUUAAUUAUCGUGGGUAAAACUAAUCGACUGAUAAUUGACGGAAAUCCAAUAGAAAUCGAUUUUGGUUUAAGGAAGCGCAAUGUUCGAAUUAGCGAGGGUUCGAGUAUCGGGAGUUGAACUGUUAAUCCCCACCGAUGUUCGAACACUCUCAAGCUCAUUUAUCGACAAAUGUAUGAAAUUCAUUUGGAGCUGAACAUGGAAAAGUAAGUGAGAAGAUUCUAGACGAAGAGUAACUCUGUUUUGAAGACAGGUUCCAAGCUAAGGUAAUAAUUUAUCAUUCAGCCAGUCCAGCGUGACUGGGAAAGUCCAUCUUCGACCAUUUAAGGCUCAGGAUCUUCUUUGAGAAACGUUUCUUGCAGAUAAAUAUAUGACUUAACUCAAAUUAAGUUUGACUUGAUGAAUUUUCAAAAUUCUAUCAAAUAUUUCAGGUGUUUUGUUCGUCCCUGUUAAUCGAUAAAUUACUCUUGGUGUGAGUGAAAUUUGUACUUUUAGAGGGGAAUGAGCUUUUCAAAAAUGAAAAUAUUUAUUUAAAGGAAGAAAAUAUAAGUAAAAAAAGAAAUAGAGUGGAGAAAAAAAAAUUGUGCGACGAGGAUGGGAUUCGAACCCACGCGUGCAGAGCACAUUGGAUUAGCAGUCCAACGCCUUAACCACUCGGCCACCUCGUCAGGUACAUGUUACUGGGUGAAAUUUAUUUAUUUAUACAUUUAUCCUUGAUAGACGCUUAAAAAUUUACAUAAUCACGCGCCGUCACAAAACAGUAAUUGGACUAUCUCUAUUAUCCUUUUCUUCUUACAACUCCGGAGGAGGAUUCUAAUCGAUUCGUUGCUUAGCAAGCAAAUUAGCAUUUAAACUCAUAAUUUCUAUGUUUUGUUUUAAAUAGCAACCUUUUCAACUCCAGCAGAGACGUAGCUGAGCACAUCCGAGACAACCUUCUCUCAAACUUGAAGGACAUCAUUUCAUGGCAUUCAAAUAUCAUUCCCUCGACGCCCUUCAGGACUUCCCUACGAAAUUAUGGUGUAAAGUCUUCUCUUCCUGAAUGGCUUCAGGAUCAUCUAGUCAACAGUUUGAGUUUUUGGAGAAGCGGAUUUCGAGUGGCUGACGGCAGGUAACUGUUAACAGUUUCUCUCCCAUCUUCAUGUGACAAAAGGAAGGAAAGAAAAGAACAUUACAUGAUAACAAGAAUUGAUUCCAGUAAUUAAAACGACCAUGUGCCUUCAUUUCUGUAAUUUUGAUUCCUCUUUUUUCUUCCAUCCAGAUGGCGGCAAUGGGAGGCACUAGACUGCAAUGAUGUCGAUUCGGUUCACAAUGAUUUCCAGAGGGAACUACCGUACCUCAUUUUCUUCCCAGAACUACUGGAAAACGUUGUGAGGGCCUGGGCUCGAUAUCAGCACCCAGGUGGAUGGAUACAGGAGACUCUACAGAUACAGUGGGGAUGCCAUAACCGUACAAACCGGUUAGAUACCCCAGGAGGAAGAGUCAUGGCUGAUGUCACGCCAGCUUUUUUAGCACAGGUAUCUGUAAAUAAGUAAAUAAAUGAAUAAAUUUAAAAUUGUGAAGAAGUUUGAAUAACCUCGUAUUUUAGGUUUUCAGACACAAAUGACGCAUUUUCAGGAGCCCAUCAAGUGAUGGGCUCCUGGCAUAUCACUGAACAUCUUGAACUCAAAUAUCUGGGUAGUUUGAACAUUUCUAAGAACUUUUACGUGUUGCCUUUUAUUCGGCUGAUUUCCCAGUCUAAUAUAUAGAUUACAGAAAUAAUCUUAUGAUUGUAGUUCUGGGAAGUUUUGCAUAAAUAUCAGCAUAAACAGACAAUUCGAAAGUGCAGUUAUAAGUCACAUUUGGGAGCCUAAUUGGCCUAAGCACUGUGUUAGAAAAGUGCUAGCCUUAUAGCUGCUAAUGCCGUCUACAGACAAGGGCAGUCAGCUAAAGGCUAAUCGUUCCCAAGCCAUUCUGGUUUUUUUCUCGCCAUAGUUCUACCAUCUUUACUUAUGGACGGGAAACCAACAGGUCCUUCGAGAUCUCUGGCCAGCAGCUCGCAAGGCACUGAUUUGGCUCAUGCGUGACAGCACAGGGGACUCGGGCCUCCCUUUACGUAAAACGUGCACUUACGAUAUUAUUUACCAAGAGGGCUACGACCACACGACGUACAACAGUGUUAUGUAUCUGUUAGGAUUAAGGGUGGGCCAAGUCCUUGCAGACACCUUAGGAGAAACUGAAUUGGCUCAGGCCAUUCAGCUAGCGUUUGAGUACGGAAAAGAAAAAUUGGACAGGACUUUAUGGGACGAGGAGGAAGGAUUUUAUCAUUCAUGGUGGGAUCACGAGAAAGGUUCUCCACCCUGGCUGAUGGCGGACUCUCUUUAUGGUCAGGUAAGUGAGAUGGAUUCAAUCUACGCGCUCACAGAGACAACUUCAAUCCCCGCUCAUGUAUGAAAUAGCUUUAUUUGAACCAUGGAUGGUGGGUGAUCAGUUGAUUUUCUGGAGUAAGAUGCAGCAACAGAAACUAAAACUGAAAAAAUAUAAAUAUAUUAUUGGUCCUCGAAGAAGCCUGGUCUCUAUUUCAUAUGGACAGAGGUAGUUUAAAAUUAUCAGUUAAAACUUCUACAGUGCCUUAAAGUUGACAAUAUGGAGAUUUGAUGUCAUGGUCCAAGCAAAGUCAGUCGCUGAUUAGUCCACUAAACACAAAAACUAAAAAAAACCGACCUUGUUCCAAAACAACAAAAGUAAUGGUGAAAAAGAAUGUUUCGCUCUCCCUACGUUUUCCUUAUUUCUUCUGUUUCAGGUUUGGGCCUACGCCCUAGGUCUUGGACACCUUCUUGAUCCUAUCAAAAUGAAAAUGCACCUGAAUAAAGAGAGACAGCUAAAUGGCACACCCUACGGACUUCGCGUGCUUGCUCAAGGGAUCAAUAAAAGAACAACGAAGACUGAUAAAAAUGCACAGCAAAAACUUAGACAAAAGUGGAAAACACGCAAACAAGAGGAGGCCGUAGCAGAUUUGGGCAGCUUCUCCAACCAAAUUUCAGAAUUGAAAGAUCCACAUUUUAAUAAACUAUCAAAUUUUACAGCGAAGGAGAGUCAGCUAAGGACAAAAAUGUUCUACGAUAAUGAUAAAAUAAAUAGACACGCUGCACAUCAUUUUUCAGCGAUUAAAACAUCAGUGACGAAGAUCGACAUGAAAAUACAAAGAAGAAAACUAAAUGGAACAGGCAAAAUUGUGGAUAACCAAUUCAAUUCAACAUCAAAUUCAAUUCUAUCCGUUACACAAAAAUCUCUUCAACACGAAAACUGCUUUGCCCUUGAACAGGAGAGCAAGUUUAAUUCCAUUUGGAUGGGAAGCGAUGCAGAUUGGACCACUCUCAACAUCCAUCUAGGAAUGGAUCCUUCUAAAGCUCUAAAACAAGCUGAAAGAGCUCUGGAACAUUACAGAACCAAACUGAACGACCUAUGGAAUAUCCACGGUUUGACCGCUGGUCAGGGUUACGGCGUAGACGGCCAGCCGUGGUGCACGUCGCAUUAUAGUUUCCACAUGGUCCUUUGGCACAUACCGUUGGCUCUUUCUGGCCAGCAGUUUAAUGCAAUAAAACAAAUAUUAAUUUUUGAACCGAAAUUGCAGGUCCCGUAUAAUCUUCCGUUCUUCACUCCUUUCGCUAGUGGAACAGUUCAAGCAAGGAAGCUAAAGGAGAGAAUUAAGCUUACUGUGACCGUGACAUCCGGGAGACUGGAGCUGAAGUUUUUAGCUGUAUCAAAAAGUAUGUUUCCAAACAAAAACGUUGAAAUACGUGAGGGUGAAUUUGUAAGUUGGGAAAUGAAAUGA
This is a messenger RNA of Pocillopora meandrina, 7305 nucleotides long. The record is from the annotation of a GenBank genome assembly. NCBI's taxonomy places the organism in Eukaryota, Metazoa, Cnidaria, Anthozoa, Scleractinia, Pocilloporidae.